Colletotrichum phormii is the source of this 753-nucleotide messenger RNA. RefSeq lists its product as uncharacterized. The transcript has a single exon. Bases 180 to 656 code for a protein of 158 amino acids. The record is from RefSeq and is a predicted model, not a curated record. Lineage: Eukaryota; Fungi; Ascomycota; Sordariomycetes; Glomerellales; Glomerellaceae.
GAGAAGCAGGCAGGCAGAGUUGAGGCGCCUGCGGGACGUGAUCAAAGUUGCUGAUGCAUCUGGAAAAUGUGCCCCUGGGAACUGUUGCUAUGUCGCCGAGACAGGAUUCCUAAUAGCCGGAGCUGCUCACGGGAGCAUGUCUUUGUGCUGGGGACUUAUCUGUACGCUCGCACUUGUGCAUGGCUGCAUAUGCAGGCUGCACACGUCUGGGGGGUAACCUGGGGAUCUUGGUAAUCCAGCAUUCGGGAUUCCCACACCAAUGGUCGAUUGGGGUUCUCCGUUGCGUUGCACAUGAAUAUUUAUUACGGCUUGCUGAACACAGAGCGACGCAUCCAUCCCGUCCCAACAUAGGCGUACCUCUGGCAACUACCACACCCACUCAAUCAGCGUCAGCCGAGCCGCAGCCCUGUGAGUCAAAACGAGAUGCUACAUUGCACAGAAGAAGCAAAUUGUACUCUCGUGACUCUCGUGUGAAGGCCAAUGGGCAUGUCGAUAAAUGCUGCAUCCAUUCGUUCGAUUGGGAAUGCCGUCGGCAAGGGCGACGUCCGCUGAAUACCUGGUGGAAAAGCAGCCGUAACCGGAUGGCGAUUCUGCUCGUGUGUUUUACGGAUAGACUGCACACCUUGGUGAUGGAUAUUAUACGACGACGCUAUUGACUGUGAGAUACGAUCAUACGAAGCCCUCUUGCUGGAAAUGGAGUUUCGAAGUUCGCCGCCGCCUCCUGCUUAUGAAUCCAGGCAUCCCGUCCGGUGA